UUGAUUAGCAUAUUAUUCGAUUUUAAGCCGCGGUGUGCACAACCGGAUUUCGUUUCAUUUACUCGUGUUUAUAUAAUUAUUAAUUAUCAUUUAAUUAGUGUAUUAUUUCCGGUUAGCUAUGAAGCUCAUAACGUAAAUAUGGCUCAAGAUACUUCGAGUGCAAGUUCGAUAUUUGUUUUAAGAGCGAGACAGGCCCUUAUAGCCUUAGGUCCGAUCCUAAUCACCAUCAGCUUGGGCCUAGCAGAAGGCUAUUCGGCAAUACUACUGCCCCAAUUAGAAAAUGAUCCUGCCUGGAAUGUUGACACCAAUAUGGCUUCUUGGAUAGCGUCCAUUGCUACCCUACCGAUGUCAAUAGGGUGCGUGCUAGGUGGUUGGCUAAUGGAAACCAUCGGCAGAAAAUUAUUACAUUUAGCAACUUGCUUGCCCAAUAUUAUCGGAUGGUUGUUGAUCGCCUUCUGUGAGAACAACAUGGAAUUGUUGCUCUUAGGAAGGUUUAUUACUGGGAUGUGCGUGGGCGUUUUAAGUCCAGUUCUAAUAAUUUACGUGGCGGAAACCUCUGAUCCAGUUUUUCGUGGUUUUUUACUACCGAGUGUGUCCUUAGCGUUAAAUUUUGGAAUCGCCAUAUCCCAUAUCAUGGGGACCUAUUUGGAUUGGGACAUGGUCGCUUGGCUCGCCUGUUUUUAUCCUACCGGAUGUUUUCUCAUUAUGGUUUUCAUGCCUGAGAGUCCCACUUACCUCAUUAAGAAGGGGCGAGUUGAGAAAGCCCAGGAAGAAUUCUUUUGGUUCCGAGGAGAUACACUAAACUCCCGACAAGAGCUCGAUACUAUCAUCAAUAAUCAGCAACAGCAACUAACUCUAACAAUAAAAGAGCAACUGAAGAUCGUGUUUGAACCAGAAUUCUACAAACCCCUUCUGAUUUUGUUGAUCUUCUUUAGUACGAUGCAAUGGGCGGGCAAUAAUCCCGUGGCUUUCUACACCAUCAACAUCCUUCAAGAAGUCUUGAAAGGCUCAAUAGUGGACGCCUACACCUCCAUGCUCAUCAUGGACGGAGUAAGAAUCUGUGCCUCCAUCCUAGGCUGUUUUGGACAGCGGUUUCUCAAAAGAAGGCUCCUGAUGGUGCUCAGCUGCUUGGGAACCAUUAUAUCCUUAAUUAUCCUCAGCAUAUAUCUGUAUGCCAUAGACCAUUACAAUUUUAAGCAAGAUCUAUCGCUGAUACCAGUGAUAUCACUGGUGAGUUACGUACUGUUCAUCAAUGUCGGUCUCUUGCCGCUUCCUUACUCUAUGAGCGGUGAACUAUUCGGACAACGGUGCAGAGGACUGGGGAGCGGAAUCGUCACUUUAUUUAACAUGAUCUUGAUGUUCGUGGUGGUGAAAAUCACCCCCUGGAUGUUUGAUACUUGGAAGAGUUACGGCACUUUUGCACUAUUCGCCAUCAGUUGUUUGGUGGGCAUGACCGUGCUGGUAGUGGUCUUACCGGAGACCAAGGACAAGCCUUUACAUGUGAUCGAAGAGGAUUUUAGGCGGAAAAAAGUUACUGUACCACCUCGAAUUUAAUAUAUCUGUCUGUGAUGGUU
Anthonomus grandis grandis is the source of this 1574-nucleotide messenger RNA. RefSeq names its product facilitated trehalose transporter Tret1-2 homolog. The record is from RefSeq and is a predicted model, not a curated record. Gene Ontology annotation, cellular component: membrane. Gene Ontology annotation, biological process: transmembrane transport. The transcript has 5 exons. Gene Ontology annotation, molecular function: transmembrane transporter activity. Lineage: Eukaryota; Metazoa; Arthropoda; Insecta; Coleoptera; Curculionidae. Bases 139 to 1554 code for a protein of 471 amino acids.